UAUUCCUUCGUCUAUGAGCGCAGGCAUCAAUUGUCAAUUUACGGUCAUGCUGCAACCAGAUGUUAUGUUCUACGAAUAGGAAUUUCGCUAGUGCACACUCGAGGUUGUAAAUGGAAGUUCGUAAAUAACAUCUCGUUACAUACCGCAAAAUUUCACAUUACAUGUAAAACAUGUCGCGACACCGAGACGUUCGUUGCAUGAAUUAUUCGGAUGAAUAUGACGGCUAUGAUGAUGUAUAUGGACAUUCAGUGGAGGAUGAUUAUUGUGUAUCACCUAGUGUGGAGCAGUUUUUGUUUGAUCGAAGCAAACAGCAAAAUAUUGCUUCAUUUAUCACGGAACCAGAUAUAGUGGAAGAUAAUGAGGACAUUGAUGAAUCUUCGUCAUCACUCAAUGAAGACAAAUAUAAUCUUCCAGAGUUGGAAAAGGCAAAGCUAAUAUCUUGUUUAGAAGCAAUCAGAAAUGUCAUAGGUGAUACGGUAUCUGAAUCUAAAUUGAAAGAAAAAAUUAUUGCAUCAAACUUUAAUACAGAUGUAGCGCUCGAUGCUAUUUUAAAGGAAUCUUCACCAAAAAACGAUGCAACAAUAAGUAAGGAGCGAUUGGAGAGAUAUCAAGGUAACAAAUUAUCGUCUAAGCCUGCCUUGCAAGUUACAACGCCUUCCACCGUGAAGGUUGUUCCCGCCGGAACGAAACCCGUUGUAAAGGGUUUCGAUCUAAGCGGUGUAGAAAGCGCAGAUUUGCUGAGUCCACGCUGCGAGAGUCCGUCUUCCAACCGCAACAGUCCCGAGGCCAAACGUAAGGAGGAUAUCGUACAAAGGGAGAAGAAAACAGCCUCGUCGAAAACUAACAGUCCGAGAUGCCAGUCACCUAUAUCAGGUCACGUAACACCGGAAUUGGAUCCCAAGGGAAAAUCCAACGCGGCCAACGAGGAGAAAGCGGAUGUCCAAGCGAUAUACAAGAGUAAGAGAGGCGACAGCAAGGAGCAGCUUCACCUGGUGGUCGUGGGACACGUGGAUGCUGGAAAGAGCACGUUACUCGGACGACUAUUAUGCGAUUUAGGUCAAGUGCCUCAGAGACUUAUUCACAAGUACCAGCAAGAGAGCAAGAAGAUAGGCAAGCAGUCGUUCGUCUAUGCUUGGGUGCUCGACGAAACCGGUGAAGAAAGGGAGCGAGGAAUAACGAUGGACAUAGGUCACUCGAAGUUUGAAACAGAUACCAAGUCCAUCACUCUCCUAGAUGCACCUGGCCACAAGGAUUUUAUUCCCAAUAUGAUAACCGGUGCUACGCAAGCGGACGUAGCUUUGUUGGUGGUUGAUGCGACCAGAGGCGAAUUCGAAACGGGUUUCGACAGUGGGGGACAAACACGCGAGCAUGCAUUGUUACUUCGUUCUUUAGGAGUAUCGCAACUGGCAGUAGUCGUAAACAAACUUGAUACUGUAAAUUGGUCGAAGGAUAGAUUCAACGAGAUAGUCGACAAAAUGAGCGUGUUCCUGAAACAAGCUGGCUUUAAAGACACAGUUACUUUUGUACCUUGUAGCGGCUUAUCAGGCGAAAAUAUUGUAACGAAACCAAAGGAGCAGCUCUCUAACUGGUACACUGGGCCUACUUUAAUCAAUGUGAUUGAUAAUUUCAAGUGCCCGGAGCGACCUGUAAAUAAGCCAUUCCGUUUCUCGGUCAACGAUAUAUUUAAGGGUACCGGAUCCGGAUUCUGUGUAUCUGGUCACGUUGAAACGGGUAUGGUGUCUUUAGGUGACAAGGUGUUGAUACUACCUCAAAACGAGAUUGCGGUUGUUAAAGGUCUCCAGUCGGACGAAAUUUCGACGACACACGCAUUCGCCGGUGAUCAAGUCGCGCUGACAUUAUCGGGAAUCGAUCAGCAAAACGUAGGCAUCGGCGACAUUAUCUGCAAUCCGCAGAAUCCAGUGUCCGUAACGACGUGCUUCCAAGCGCACGUAGUUGUAUUUGCGAUAGCGAGACCAAUCACGAAAGGGCUUCCAGUGGUGAUGCACCAGCAGUCUUUGGUACAACCAGCGUUCAUUACGAAAUUAAUAGCGCAGCUUCAUCGAGGUACCGGCGACGUGAUCAAGAAGAAGCCACGUUGCUUACCAAAGAAUUCUAGCGCGAUCAUCGAGGUUACAACACAAAAUCCAGUCUGCAUGGAGUUGUACAAGGAUAUUAAGCAACUAGGCAGAGUAAUGUUACGAUUAGAAGGUACCACCAUUGCAGCUGGUUUGAUUACAAAGAUUUUGUAAAUCUAAAAUUGCACGAAAAUGGAGUCUCAAUAAUAAUAAUAAUAAUGCAGUUUUUCCACAUCACUUAGAUCUACUACAUAAUGUAUAUUAUUAUUGUAUUUGUACAUCACACACAAGCUGGCGAAUACAAACUCGAUAGGUUGUUUUAUUUUAUUUACAAUAAUACAGAAGACUUUACUGAUUAAAGACUUUGUUCUGCAUUAAUACAUAUUGUGUAAUAUAUUUGUAAUUGUUU
Messenger RNA from Nylanderia fulva, 2484 nucleotides. RefSeq names its product translation elongation factor EF-1alpha (GTPase) HBS1 (gene HBS1). Lineage: Eukaryota; Metazoa; Arthropoda; Insecta; Hymenoptera; Formicidae. Gene Ontology annotation, molecular function: GTPase activity; GTP binding. The record is from RefSeq and is a predicted model, not a curated record.